Molecule: messenger RNA, 420 nt
Organism: Lasiosphaeria miniovina
Lineage: Eukaryota; Fungi; Ascomycota; Sordariomycetes; Sordariales; Lasiosphaeriaceae
Exons: 1
Coding region: 1-420 (139 amino acids)
Source: RefSeq, a predicted model, not a curated record
AUGCCGCGCCGUCUCAUCCUCCUCUCCCUCGCCCUCCUCCUCUCCCUCGCCCUCCUCCUUCGCCCCGCCGCCGCAACGCCGCGAAUCGGAUGCACGCGCCCCGUCAACGCGAGCGAGGCCGCUGAGGCCGCGCGACAGCUGGGCGCCUUCUGCGCUGACAAUGGACCGAUUUCGGCCACAGCCAAGGUAUCGUGGAGGGUAGGGGGGACGCGCGCGUACGCGUGUAACUACGCAGGGAAGAGCGCCAACCCGUGCUCCUUCGGCGAGCUCAUAGCGGCGCAGAAGGCGAUCGACGCGCGGUGCCGCGGCGGUGAGGCUGCUGCUGAGGGCAUAAUUGGCGGCGGGUGGUGGUAUGAGCCGGCGUGGAAGAAGACGUAUGGCUUUGACGGCGCCGCGGCGUCGUGGUGUGGGAAUCUCUGA